CACCCCAUUAGCUAAUCAUUCUCUCUCUCUUAGCCAUUAGCCUGGCACUGCCAAUGCCAUGGCCCUGGCCCUGGCUGUUCCUUUCUUCUCUCAAUUCCCUCCCAAAUCCCUAAACCUUUCCCCUUCUCCCUUAUGUCUCUGAUUUUCACUUCUCAGAUCGCUCUCUCCCAUGGCGAUUGUUACCGGAGAUCGUUACCUUGAGAAGCUCUUCAAUUUCGUCGAACACCACGCCGGCCCUUUGAUCGAUGGUUCUCUAGUUCUUAAGCUUAAUCCUGCUGGUCUUCACUACAUCCAAUCCAGGCUUGAGGCACUUCAUGAACUCGAGAAUCUUCUUUCUGGUGCGCCUGUCGACUAUCUUCGCGCUUACGUUUCUGACCUUGGCGAUCACCGCGCACUUGAACAGCUUCGUCGUAUUCUUAGGUUGCUUACUUCGCUUAAGGUUGUUUCUGUUUUGCCUUCGCCUCUUCGUGACCCUACCCCGCUUUCUUUGCUUCCUUUUGGGAGAUUGAAGGUGUUGGAGCUUAGAGGGUGUGAUUUGUCAACGUCCGCGGCUAGAGGUUUGCUUGAGUUGAGAUAUACUUUGGAGAAGAUCAUUUGUCACAAUUCAACUGAUGCUUUACGCCAUGUGUUUGCAAGUAGGAUUGCUGAGAUAAAGGACUCUCCACAAUGGAAUCGGUUGUCCUUUGUUUCAUGCGCAUUCAAUCGACUGGUUCUGAUGGAUGAGUCUUUGCAACUUCUUCCUGCUGUUGAAACUCUUGAUUUGAGUAGAAAUAAGUUUGCAAAGGUGGAUAAUCUACGGAAGUGCACCAAAUUGAAGCACCUGGACCUUGGGUUCAAUCAUUUGACAUUUGCACCCUUUAGUGAGGUCUCCUGUCAUAUUGUUAAACUGGUUUUGAGGAACAAUGCUCUAACUACACUAUGUGGGCUCAAAAAUUUGAAGUCACUUGAAGGCCUUGAUGUUUCCUACAAUGUUAUUUCCAAUUUUUCAGAGCUGGAGUACCUUGCAAGCCUUCCAUCUCUUCAGAAUUUAUGGUUGGAAGGAAACCCAUUGUGUUGUGCCAGAUGGUAUCGAGCACAAGUAUUCAGCUAUUUUGCUUAUUCAGAUACAUUGAAGUUGGAUGACAAAGAAAUCAGCACAAGAGAGUUUUGGAAGAGGCAAAUUAUAAUUGCCAGCAGGCAGAAGCGACCUUCCAGCUAUGGAUUUUAUUCUCCUGCAAAAGAGGAUGCUGAAGAAGAGGGUGGCAUCAUCAGAAAAAGGAGAAAAGUAUCUCGACUUGCUGCUAUUGAAAGUGAAGGAGACAGCAUAUACUUUUCGUCUGACCAGGAGUCACCAUCGUGUGAUAAUGAUAUUCAAAGCAAAGAGGAGAAUGUCUUGUCUGAUGAUGAAGCUGAAAUAGUUGAUUUGAUUAACAGAGUUGAACUCAUGAAGAGAGAGGAUUCUAUUCUUUGGUUGCGGGAAUUUAAAGAGUGGAUGGAUCAUGAAUCUGAGAAUUAUGUGGAUGGGGGUAAACAUAGCAGGGCCACAUUGCAUCAUAUGAAGGAAAAUCAUUUUAAAAGCAAGGCAAACCAGAAGCAUCAUGGUCAAAGUUCAAGAUAUGCCUUGAAUUCUUUUCAUGCCUCAGGAGAUGAAACUAGUAUAGAUGGCUUGGAUUCUGAUGCUUCUUCCAUUGUGGGCAUGUCUUUACCAGGCAUGGUUGGACCAAGUCAGAAGUAUAAAAAUUCUCAUCCACAUGAAGGGUUAACCAUGCAAGGAUACCAUAGAGCAAUUGAAAAUGGUAGAUUAUCACCAUUGACUGCCAUAGAUGAUACAACAGAGUCUCAUUCCUCCUCUGCAUAUCCUGGGUCCCCGCCCCAUUAUCAGGUGGACCUUCUGCAUCGUCGUCACAAUUUGGUGGAAGAAAUUUUGCAGCUAUCUGCAGAGUCCUACUCAGUGGCUUCUUCUGAUAGUGAUACCAGCUCUAGUGAAGAUGAUGUAUGUGAAUAUGGACAUGCAGUUCAAGAAGACCAUUCACAGGAUGAAGAAUACUUGAAUUUGAGUGUUUUAGUGAACUCAUCUUCAAAUCUUUUUGAUAAAAAUUAUGAUCAGAAAUAUGGAAUACAUCAUUUAAGGGUUAAUGGAAGGUUUUUGUUUGAUCCACAUGAUGUACAAACAUCAACUAAAACUAAAAGUUCAAAUUCAAAAAGAAUUGAUUCCCCUGCUGUUUCUAGUGGUGGUGAAAUAUCUCAAUUCGCUGAUGAAGAGGCAGAUUGGCUCGAGAAGCCAAAAAGUAAAAAGAGACCGAGGAGAAGAGUUAUUUCACUAUUAGAGAAUGGGGUUGACAAGUCAUGGACGUCAGAAAGACCAAGUGUUGAGAUGGAUACUUGCGAAGCUGAUGAAGAAGAUGAGCAAAUGAAGCAAAUUGUUGAUACUGGCAAUUUUCAUGACAUUACUGAUAAGAAAAAGUUGCAAAAAGCUGCAAUUAAAACUCCAGCAGUUGCAAAUAUUGGUAGAUUCUCCGAUGAUUUUAUUGAGAAGUAUUUUACUGCAAAUGUUGCAGAUUCCAGAAUUAAUGAGACCUGUAGGCAUUAUCUGCAUUGUGAUUGUGUAAUUGAGCCAGAAUCCUUGUACAAAGAAAGAGAAGUAGCUGUAUUGCUGAGCAGUGCAAACAAGCUGUAUGUACUACUUGUUGGUGUAGCAUUUGAUGGGUCAGGAAAUAUUUUGAGUUUACUGGGUUGGCACAGGGUUGAAGAUGUUAAAGAAGUUUUGGUCGGUGUAGGACUUCAGGCCAUGAGGGUGUACAUCGAGAGGGGAGGAACCUACCUGUUCCUAACAAGGAGCAUUGAGAAAUCAAGGCUAUUACUUUACAUGUUGCAAGUGUUUGUUCCAUGUGCAACGAAUGAUAAAUGCUUACUGAGAAGUUUGGAGCAGGUUCAGGUUGAGUUGUUUGAGAAACAAAUAUGUGGAGGUGCAAAAAUUAGCAUAUUCCAAUAUGCUAUGGUGCUUUUUAGCCACAAAGAUGAAGAGGAAUCAUGGCUUCCAAGGUCACUUUUUGUAAGUGGAGCAUAUGUUUUUCUAUGCAUUGAAGAACUUAAGCAGUUUGCCUUUCCUUCAGUAGAUGCAUCCUCCUCUCCAUAUUUCUCCCUUGAUUGGUGUUGCUCCAUCGGGGAUGUAUCCGAGCUGGUCAUUGAAAGCGGGGAGGGUCCAUGUGUAACCUUAAUUCUUGAGCAUGCUACAACAAAAUUCCGUUCCUCAUCAAAGGUCCAUGAGGAGAAUACAGCCAGCUCUAUGACAUGGAAGCUCAAGUGGUUCUCUGAAGACGGUCUAUUCAAUUUUGUGGCAUUGUUGAAGGCAAUUCAUUCAGGGAUGAAGACUUCUCCUCUGCUCAUAACACGUAUGUUGUGAGACUCGUCGUAUAUAAGAUUAUUUGUUUCAUAUUCAUUUCAUUGUUUUUGCGUAGGCUCUCAUUCCCCACUGGCUUCCUCUUUUUUCUCUGAUUUAAUUGAUUUCUAAUUCAUGCAUUUCUAGUGUGGGCAAUUCAAUAGCUUUCUUUGCUUGUGAUUCUUUUAUUUGUAUUCUUUUAGUUUUUUAUUGUGUACAAAUUGUAUAGUCCAGAAGAUAUAAAGUCAAGGUUGGUUGGUCUUUUACUGUGUCCGCUCACCUGAUUUCAUUAUCUUAGGAGUGAAACUAUAAUUGCAAUCACCAAGUUUUGAUGUUAGCUGUAAAGAGAUUGAAAUUGAAAUUAAUAUCUAGUCUUCUGUGAUGAAAUUUUGUGCUUGUUUUAUUGUGGAUGGUUUAUGCUCUCAUGGAUUCAAAAUGGGCUUAAACAGAAUUGGGCCUUGCGGUUUCAUUUUAUUUGUAGGCCCAAUGUAGAGGGUUUUAUUGGGCAAUUCCGAAUUUGAAUUGAAGCUAGGGUUUUUCUUUAGGCAAAAGCCCAUCUCCAAUUCUUCUGUAUAUAAGCUAUAAAGCCGUCUCCUCUCAUUCUUGGAUGAGAACGAGAAGCCGCUCUGCCACUGUGAAAGAUUCUGCAGGUAUCAGUCACUCCAUUGCAUUUGCAUUUUGUAGAACUUCUAGGAAUUUGUAUAGAAGAGAAUAAAGAAGGCAAAUUGUCACUGCUUCGCAAAUCUGAUAGCGAAAUCGGUCCUUUUAGUUGCCGAUAUGAAAAUCCUAACUAUCGAGCAUAAAAUGCUUGUAACUGGCCUCGCUCUCAAUGGCUUUUUGCAUUCAGAUGCUCGUACAUUUUUUUUGGUUUUUUUUUUUU
Molecule: messenger RNA, 4238 nt
Organism: Manihot esculenta (cassava)
Lineage: Eukaryota; Viridiplantae; Streptophyta; Magnoliopsida; Malpighiales; Euphorbiaceae
Exons: 11
Coding region: 170-3382 (1070 amino acids)
Cellular component (GO): cytoplasm
Molecular function (GO): protein binding
Source: RefSeq, a predicted model, not a curated record